AUUCUUUUACUUCCAGUAAUUUGAAAGCUCAUGAUAAAAAAUAUAGAUAUAUGAGUUAUAAAGUUGAAAAACACGAAACUGAAGAAGUAUACUUAUCAUGUUUAGAGAUGACAGCGCAAGGCCUUAUCUUCAAUUACGACUUGCCAGACCCUAUUCAAAAGAAAGAAAGACCAAAGAAUGAUGAUAAAAAAUUAGAAGGAAAAGAUGAUACUUACUUGGCUUGUCAUCUUCAAUCUUCUAAGAUGAAUAAUUCUAAAGGGAUGUUUAAAAUCGGUUAUUACUAUGAUACUAAAAAUAAUACAGAAAAAGGAUAUGAAAAUAAUAUAUACCCGGAUAGUACUGAAGAUCGUAAACCCAAUAAUAAUGCCGAAAUGAAUGCCAAUAAUAACGAAGUUGGUGAAAACAAGAUAGAAUAUAAUGGUGAACCUAGUAGUAGUAAAGUUGAUAACAACAUGACAACUGUGAAAGAAGAAAGUAAAGUAUACGAUAUUAGAUGUUACUACAAUAAUAGAAAUAAAAUAGAGGGAAAUAAUGAUCAUGAGACUUACUUGGCUUGUUCCGGGAACCAUGGUGAAGCUGAUAAAGACACAAGCAGCAACGAAGCUUAUGAAAACGAUAAUAGUGUUAAAUUGAAAAGAAAUACUAGAAUCAGAGAAAAGGCAAAAAUAUUCGUUAGUAAAGUGAAGAACGCAUUGAAAGAAAGUGAAGUUAAAACACAGAUAAUCAACAUAACCAACGAAUUCCUGAAAGUAGCAUCUACAAAAGUGAACGAUAAAGGAUUAACCAAGAAGACAAAGCAAGCAGUAGAAGACUUGACAAAAAGAAAGCCUAAGUGUGCAAUAGUCUUAACAAUAUUUCUCGUAGCUCCUUUAAAUGCUUCAUCAGAACCCUACUGA
This is a messenger RNA of Dentiscutata erythropus, 896 nucleotides long. Lineage: Eukaryota; Fungi; Glomeromycota; Glomeromycetes; Diversisporales; Gigasporaceae. The record is from the annotation of a GenBank genome assembly.